Molecule: messenger RNA, 13698 nt
Organism: Pteropus alecto (black flying fox)
Lineage: Eukaryota; Metazoa; Chordata; Mammalia; Chiroptera; Pteropodidae
Exons: 3
Coding region: 12452-13513 (353 amino acids)
Source: RefSeq, a predicted model, not a curated record
AUGGAUAAACAAAUCGGUAUACAUCCACGAAACGGAAUCUUCUUCAGCACUCGCAAGGAAUGAACUACCAAUACGCAGAACACGGAUGACUUGGGAAAUCAUCAUGCUGAUAGGAAGAACUUACACCGGAAACGAAAUGCAAACUGUAUGAUUCAAGUCAUAUAAAAAUCUCGAAAACAUGUCGUACACUCUGGUAACGGAAAGUCUAUCGGCGCUUUGGGAUGGAGAAGACACAGGCUCGAGGGAGAGGUUGCAAAAAGGCAGGAGGAAACUUUCGGGGAUGACGGAUAUGUUUAUUGUCUUGUUUGUGGUGAUGGUUUCACAGCUGUAUACUUAUGUCAAAACUCAUCCAAUUAUACACUGUAAGCGUGGGCGUCGAUACGACUGUCGCCCAGAAAAAGUUUGACGAGGAACAGGAUAUUUACAUAAUGAAAAAAAGUCGCCACGAAACACUUGCAAAUACAAAAGAGAAAGAGUAACUUUACACUAGAGAAGCAGACAGACACCCCCUCCAUCGAGUGACCGAAGGGACUGUCAGGAGCGGGACUCGGGAGACCUCAGAGCAGCUGAGUCGUGGGGUGUUCGCAGGAAUGAGAACCACGCCCAGCAGGGCUCCCAGGGGACCAGGCGCCCGGUCAGUGAGCACUUAUAUUUUGAGAGGCAUCUUUUUUUUCUGAGCAGUAGGUCUCGACAGUGGGCUCAAACUGCGUGUAAACCAACGUGCUGCCACCCAGGCCUCAGAGUUCCACUUACGGGGCGCAGGCCGUCAUUCCCGAGGGCCCGGGGUGUCCAGAACGGGGAGCGGGCACUGGCUUCCACUCACAGUCACGGCUGCACUUGCCCGUAAAAGAGUCGGCCUGUCCUUCGAAGCUUUGAAGCCAGGCGCGGGCUUCUCCUCUGAAGCUGUGAAAGCGCAGAUGGCAUCUUCUUUCGAUAUAAGGAAGGCUGUUGCACCUUAUUCUUUAGUGCAGCCGCCUUCAUUCAUCACCUGAGCUGGAUCUUCUGGACAGCUUGCUGCCUCCCCUUAUACUUUUGUGUUAAGGAGGCGGCUUCUGCCCUUAAACCUCACGGACCGACCUCUGCCAGCCUGGAACUUUCCUUCUGCAGACUCCUCUCCUCUCAGCCUUCAUAGACUGAAGAGAGUUAGGGCCUCGCUCUGGGUGAGCCUUCGGCGUAAAGGAAUGUGGUGGCUGGCUUCACCUGCUACCCAGACCACGACAGAUGCAUUCACUGCAGCAACGCUUCCUGUCCCUCCGGGAGCUCUUCUGUGUCCACAGCUUGGCUGACCGGCCUAUCCCGGCUCUCGACUCGCCCUCCUCGCCGAGCUCGGUCAUUUCUAACUCUCAAUUUAAAGUGAGAGACGUGAAUACGUAGAGGACAUUGCUGGGUUAUUUUCACUGGCUUGAUCUCAACACUGUCAUGUCUCAAGGAACAGAGAGGCCCGAUGGGGACAGGUGGGGACGGCUGGUCUGCGGAGCAGUCGGGUCAUACACGACAUUUAUCGAUUGAGUUCACCGUCUUAUGUGAGUGUGCUUCGUCGAGGCCCCAAACAAUCAAAAUAGUGACGUCAAAAAUCGCUCAUCACAAGUCACUACAACGAAUGUGAUAACAAUGGAAAAAAUUUGAAAUUAUGCAAGAAUUACCAAAAUAAGACACAGACACACAAAGUGAGCAAACUCUGUCGGGAAAAUGGUGCCAAUAAACAUGCUCCACGCAGGGUUGUCGCGAACCUUCUGUUUGUAAAAAACGCAGCAUCUGUGAAGUACGAUGAAGCAGUAGAAUGAGGAGAUGCCUGUGCUCGCUUCUCGAAUGCGUUUGGGUCUGUUCUGGAUUCAGACCUGUUCUGCUACUCAGCCUUUCUCCUCGCGUACCGGUCCCAAACUUCCUUCAUCACUGCAGCUUUAAAAGGCACUUCGACACACACUAGGGUUAAUGCCUCUCUAUUACUUUUCAUUUGCAGAAUUUUCCUGGCUAGUCUCACUUGUUUAUUCUUUCCAUGUGAACUGUAGGCUUAGUGAGUCUACUUCCAAAAAAACAAAACAGAAAACAAAACAAACAAAAAAAACCCCCCCAAAACCUCAUAACAUAUUUUUUAUUGAUAGAAAAUUAAAUGUAAAGGUUCAUUUAGAGAAAAUACACAUCCUCGCACCAGUAAAUCUUCUUCUCGGUGAACUGGGGAUGCAUUUUUAUUUGUUGUUUUCAUUGUGCUUUGUUUUUACUGUUACAGUGCGUGUUGAUGCUCUUUGAAGUACAGUAUUUUUUUCCAUUUUGUUUUCUAGCUUUUUUUUUUUCCAUGAAACAUAGAGAUGCUGUUGAUUUUGGAUGCUCGUUUUAUUUUUCCAGUCGUACCCUUGGAACGUCUAGAUAUGCAAUGAUAUUACCUGCGAAUGAUCAUCGUAUGGUCUCCACUUUGCAAAUCUUAAACUUCUAUUUUAACCUUGGUACAUCUAGAUAAUAGUGGCACUUUAAUCUCACUUAUCCCGUCACCGACUUUAACGGAAAAUGCUUGUAGUGUUCAACCUCAAACACGAUGCAUUUUUUUUUUUUUAGCUUAAAUAUGUGUUUAUCACCCCAAUAAUGGCUGUCGAUUUUACUAAGUACUGUUUUGGUCUCUAAGAAGGGCCACGUGGCUGUCCUCCUUUGCCCAGCGUGAAGGGGUCCCUCACUAUCUGGAGAGGCGGUCCCACACAGGCCAGGCAGGCCGGCUCUCGUCCCAGCUGUCCCACUGACUCUACCUAUGACCUUAGGAUGCUUCUCAGCCUCUCUGUGUCUUUGCCACCACCUUCGUAAACCAAAGUCAGCAACAGCACCUAGCUCAAAGGGCUGUUGCAGGAUUUUAACGAAUAUGUAUAUAUUCAGAGCGCGAACACUGCCUGGUGCAUCAUAAACGCUCUGUGAGGGUCGGUCGUCGGCACCGUCCGGCUGCAGGGCUGAGUGUUUGUUGUUCAGUUGUUUAAAGAAACGGAGUUAUGCAUUUAUGGAAGUAGAACGCGCAUCCGGAUAAGUGCAGAGCUGGACGCGCUAUGACAGCGGCCAACACGCGUGCGGCUGCAGUACGUCCCCGCACGCCUGUGGGGACAGGAAACCGCCACCCUCACCGCCGCCAGGAUGCGGUGCUGCGACAUGGUUUUAAGAUGCUACUGGAUUCGGGUCUGUGUAUCAAUAUUGGGCUGGCGUUGUGCUGUAGUUUUAAAGACUCUUUUCUUUAUGUAUUAGGUAGAGCCAAACCGAAUUCUCAGUAUUCAACUGUCUGGAAUUGCAACAAUAACAACUGCAUUCGAGAAGAUUUAAAUAAACGGAAGGCCGUCCGAGAGACUUAAUAUCGAUAAGAUGGCAAUGCUCCUCGAAUUGAUCGAGAGAUGAAACACGAUCUGUAUUGGAAUUCCAGGUGCAUUCUUGCUAGAAAUUGACGAGCCAAUGCAAACACUUAUAAGGAAAAUGAAAGGGACCCAGAAUGGCCAAAAUCAUCUAGGACAAGAACAAAGUGGAAGGACUCACAGUUCCCGAUUUCAAAAGUUACUACAAACCAUAGUAAGUAAACAGUUCGAUCCUGACAUCCGGAUAAAUGUAUAAAUCGAAAGAAUAGAACCGAGAACCCAGAAACACACCCUCACGUUUAUGACCAAUUGAUUUUCAACAAGGACGUAUAAGUAAUUCAAUGGGGGAAAGAGCAGUCUUUUCAACAGAUGGUGCUGGGACAGCGAGAUACUCAAAUGCAAAAGAAUGAAGUUUGAUCCCUACCUCACACCAUACACGAACAUUAACUCGAGAUCGAUCAAAACCUUACACGUAAGAGCUAAGACUGUAAAACUCUUAGCAAAAUAACAUAGCGGUAAAUCUUUAUAAUCCUGGAUUUGGCAAUGGCUUCUUAGCUGUGACCAAAGGCACAAGCAACAACAAUGAAAGGAGAAACAGAUAAACUGAACUUCGUCACAGUUAGAAACUUCGGUGCUUCAAAGGACACUACCAAUGACAUGAAAAGACAAUCCACAUAACGAGAGAAUGUGCGCAAAUUAUAUAUUCGAUGAGAGACUUGUACCCAAAAAAAUAAAUACAAGACACUGUUAUAACUCAAUGAUGAAAAGACACAUAACACAAAUAAGAGAUUUGCAAACGAUUUGUGUGGACGUUUCUCCCAGGAAGAUACACAAAUGGCCGAGAAAGCACAUGAAAAUAUGGUCGACGUCAUCAGUCAUCGGAAAUGCAAAUGAAAACCCCAGUGAGGUAUCACUUCACAUCCUCUGGGAUGGAUAUAAGAAUAAUAAAAGAAAAUACAGCUAACGAGAGCUGACAAGGAUGUCAAGAUGCGGGAACCCUCACCCACUGCGGGUGAGCGUGUGAAAUGGUGCAGCCAUUAAAAAGUUAAACGUAGAGCGACCGCAUGUUUAACUCUACCUCUGAGGAUGAGGACGCAUCCGACAGAAAUGAAAACAGACGUCCACAUGAAAUGCUGUACGUAAAUAUUUUCAGCAGUUCUAGUCGUCCUGGUUAAAAAGCAGAGACAACUCAACGUCUAGCAACCGAUGGGUCAUAAACCAAGGCAAUGUGUCCACGCGAUGGGCUAUUCCUCGGUCAGAGAAGAGAGAGAAGCACCGAUAUCUGCUACGACGUGAGCGAGUCUUGAAAACAUUACGCUAAGUGAAAAAAGCCGGUCGGAAACGAUCACGUGUUACAUGGUUCCAUUUCUAUGAAGUGUCCAGAACGGGCAAAUCUAGAGAGUCGCAAAGUAGAUUAGCGGUUGCCCAGGGCUGGGGUAGGGGAUUGGGGGAUUGAGGAGAUGGUUAAAGGAAAUUAGGCUUCUUUUGGGGGGAGAUGAAAAUGGGUUAUGUUGGUGGCACGACUCAGUGAAUAUACCAGAAAUCAUCGAAUUGUGCGCUUUAAAUGUGUGAAUUGUGGGCACGCGCAUGGAAUCUCAAUAAAGCUGUCACCAAAGACAUGUUUCUUUCCUACGGUGCAACGUAACCUCCCACAGCAUCUUAAAGAGCACCAGAUUUUAUGGUAGGGCCCCAGAUGGGGUCAAGUUCACGGGUGGAGCUAGGCAGAGGCAAGGAAAGGUAAAGGCCCCUGGUGGGAGAACUCAGGGAAGGUCGCGGCGGGGUCAGCGGGAGGCUGGCGGGCUUGCUGAGGACAGGGGAGGAGGGCGGAGUGGGGGACGCUGACAAACGGGGCUGAUGGGUGGACUCCAGCGUCCGGGCAUCCGGGCGGGGAGUCGCGUUGGAAGGGGCCCAGGCUCCCUUCCGUGGGACCAGCAGGAAGGAGGCGAGGGUGAGUUCAGAUGCUAAUUAGUCAAUGGUGCAGAGAACUUCUUUCUUUCCAGGCUCCAUUUUCUCUGGAAAGCUGCCCGUGGGUCUGAGGAGGGGGUUCGAACCUAGGAGAGUUUGGGGGAGAGGGGAGAGGCGAGCCACGGGGGACUCCAGGGCAGAGGCCUGGUGCCCGCGGGGGAAUGAAUUCUGACCCCGCCCCCGGCAGCCCCCCGCGGGGGCCAUGUCGUCCUGAGUCAUCGCUGCCUCAGGCCACACACCCCAAUUCUUCCAGUGUGACUCACACCUUUGGCUCCGAGCCUCCCACUCUGUACAGCCUCCUUUUGGCUGCCUUCCUCCCAGAACUGAAUGUUCUCCCUGGGAAGGGUCAUUCGAGCCCGCCUCCCCAGUUCUGGACCCCAUGCCGUCAUUAAUUCAGCCCGUGAUGACCAGACGCCGUUCGGCAGCCUCACGGCGUUGGGUCAGUGACAAGCAAGUCCGAAGAGCACGGAGAAACCCGUUUGAUAAUGGGUCAGCCCCCCGUCAGCCGCCGGGGAACGCGGGGGGCAGAGACCAGCGGUGCGUUUGGCGUGUUGGCAAGUGGAGAAUGUCUGAAGGUGCGGGGCUGGGAGCGGGCAUGGGCGUGUGCGUACGUGGGACGUCCCCAGAGACAGUUUCUCACUGCAUGAGGCCGGCCAGACAGGUGAUCCGUCACCUUGGACCUAGCUACUGAGCAUGGCCAAUCAAGCAUGCGUCACCUCGAACCUCAGAUCACAAGAACUUAGUUACUUAGCGCAACCUAUCGAGCACCUUUCACCUUGAACGCAGUCACUGAGACGGCCCAUUAGGGUUCAGGAGUGCAGCAGGAAAAAGGGGACAAUGCGAAGCAGCCCCCAGGGACACAUUUGGAUCCCAGCCAUGACCAGAUCCUGGGGUUACCGCUGGUCAAAGUUCUUGGGCACUAGGAGGCACAGGAUCCCCGAGUCCAGAAGGGACAGGACAAAGCGUGGCAGAAGGAACAUAGCAUGUGGUGUCAGAUCUCGGUGUUGAGCCCGUCUCUGCUGCGUGUCUGCUGUGUCACACCAGCAUUUGGCACAUCGCUUGGCCUCUUGAAGCCUCAGCUUCCACGUCUGUAAAACGGGGAUCAAUAACACUCACUAUCCAGGGUCAGCUGUUGAAGAAAGGGCAGGGGUGCCCUCCAGAGUGGAGCCUGCUUGCCCACCUCUGGGUCUUUGUACUUGUUUUUCCCUCAGAAGCACAUUCGACACAAAACGGCUGCGCCCGAAUGUCCCUGGUCAUCCUCCGGGUCUCGUCCAGCUCCUCCCUGUCCCCUGCAAGUCGCCCGGGUUAGCUGUCUGUCUCCUGUGGUCUCCCUCCGUCACGGGGCCACCUCACAGCUCUGGGCCUGUCCCCGCCCCCCCCACAACGAGUCUGCAGAGGCGACAGCACCAUCUCAGUCCCCCGAGCCCCCAGUCCGAGGCACACACCGGGCACGCGACCAACAUGCUGAUAAAGCGAAGUCUUGAAGAUCCCAGGCGGUCACGAGUGUUUAGCCCGUGCCUCUCUGUGGGCUCUUUCGCCCUUCUUAAAAUUCUCCCCAGAGACCAUGCGGACACCCAAGGGAGGAGCGUACCCUCUGGAAGCAGAACGCAAGGCUUUAGCUCCUGGCUCUGCCACUUACCAACUCCGCCAUUCGCCCCGUCUGUGCCUCAGUUUACUCUUCCACGAAGUGACCCAUAAGGACACCAUGGAGAUCAGACGAGCUACUGCUGGCGUGACGCUUGUAACCGUGCCUGGAAUACCGUAAACACCUUCUGAGUGUUUAAUACAUGUCUGGAGAACAUCUGCCACAGCAGCCCGCUUGGCCGCCUGCACGGCCCUCCUCUCUCGCUCCGGCUGCCCGUGACAACCUCCCACUCACGACAUGGCACCGAAUCCAGCCUCGCGGGGGCCAGGCCGCCUCCGAGCAGGGGCCGGUCGCGCUCGGCCGCGGCUUCUCCACUUCUGUGCACCGCGAGUCGGCGGAAGGUCUCGGAGAUUCCGAUUUGGAACCCGAGGCAGACCUGAGACUUUGCACCUAACAAGCUCCCCGGGGAUGCUGAUGUGCACGGGCCACGCUCUACGUAACGAGGACCCAAACGAUAAAGGUUCGUUUUCCUUAUUCAUCUGGGAGAAACUAGCACAUUAGAAAGGAUUAAAAGGCAAGAAAUAAAAGGUGCCCGGACUUGAGUCGCUUCUGCCGCGUGUUAUCAGGGUCUGCGUCUCAUUGGUUCUCUCGGCCUCUCCGUGGCUGCUUCAGCUCCAGCCCUCGAGUCCAGCCACCCGAGGCAGAAAGAAGUGAGGCAGGUGAAGGAUGACAGCCGGUCUGAGCGUGCCUUCCGAACACAAAAGCCAGGACUACCGCACACGCCUCCAGGAGAGCUCUGCGUACAUCUCCUGGGCAAGGAUGCGUCCCCGCGCUCACCGCUAGCCUCAAGGACAGAGGAGAAGGUGGCAGGACACAGUCCUCCCCGGAGCAAGAUGCGGAAGAGUGAGACGAACGGACAUGAGACAGGCACUGGCCCUGUCGGCCGCGGUCUGUGCUCAUGCUCAGAGUCACAUACACUCCCCUCCUUGUCACUUAGAUCACGAGAUUAAUAAAACAGCGUCUCCCUGCCUCCAGGGCUCAGGUCUGGGACGGGAAGGGGUGCGGGGUGAGAGGGUCGCCCGAGGCCUGGUCUCAGAACUACCCUUCCCCUCCGACCCAUCAGCUCGGAGCAGAAGAAGCACGAAUUAUUGUAGCAAGAAUUCCUCCCUAGGACACUUCUCAACUGUCACACACGUGACGAGAGCAAAGGGACCCCACCCGUCAGCAGUCCCCCUUCUGGAGCCGAGGGCAGAGUGACUCUGCCUUGAGGGAGGCACUCCCCCACGCCCACCCUCAGCCCCUCGCCCCUGUGCUUUGGCAAAACCGAUGGACCCCAGGCCUGUGACGGAUGCUGAGCCCAUCAGCCCACUUUGCCUCAUUAGGCUACUCGUGAUUGGUUUAGGGUCAAGUCAAUCAUCAGCUUGGAAAUUAGAUCUUAUACUUUAGCACAAGGAACCGGUAGGGGAGGCUAAGAAUGCUUUCGAAUCAUGUCGCGUCUUUGCUGGGAAAUAAGAUAUUCCGAGAUGAGUCGCUCCACCCUUACUUAUCCUUUACUCAGUGAUUACUAGUCUUUAGCAAUUUUGGUGUCACGAUAGCAAGCCAGUCGCCAGAGCAAAAGUCAGCAGAGCUGGAGGCCCUCGAAGACCUGCUGUGCUGUGUCCCCCAACAGUACCAGUCGACAGGCAGCCAAUUCGAUGAGGCCAGCUACCUGUAAGUGGGGUGCCCUCCUUGGGGACAGCGGGGCAUGUUAACAGGGCUGUUCUCAGGGAGUGACUCCCGUGGUGGCCUCUCAGGCACGGUGGCAUCGCGAGAGGGUGUUUGGGGGCAAGGAUCAAUACUGAGCCUGGCCACCAAACCUCACCAGGUAAACCAGUCGUCAAAGCUAAGUUGAUCGUUAGAAAAACUCGGUCCAGUGCUUUUGCUUGACGUGCCGAAGAAGCAGACCCACUUUCUCGUGCUCACGUCGAUGGCCGUGGCUUUGGGAACUUCAGACGGCUCCCAUGCCGUCGCGGGGAGGGGCCCUGAACUGCAAACACAGCCAACGGCGAGGGGCCGAGAUAGAUACACAGAGACGGAAAAGAAGGGCCACGCUGUGACCUGCGUAAAGCGGGCUUGGACCGUCCCGCUCGGUGGCGCGAUGAAUUUCCUUCCUCGAACCAAGCCAGCUGCCCUGGGCUUCUGUGACCUGCGGCAGAAACACGUCCUGCAGGUGGGCGUCGAAUCCGGGACAGUCACGGGCACGGGCUGCAGCACCAGACAAGCCGGAGGUCGAACCCCCCGCUCCCCACCGCCGGCUUGCUCACCUCUGGCCCCGCUUCCAAGAGUUUCUCCCGUUAAAAAAGGGGGAAGAGGUGAUGAUGGUGCGAUGAUGGUGAAGUGAACACAGGGCCCGGCACGCUCGGGCGCAGGGCAUGUCACCGUACUUGGUGGAGUUUUGUUUGUUUUUUUUUUCUAGAUCAAAUUAAAGCCCCGGGCCCCGGCAGCUUCAGGCCGGCCGUUGGCAGAGUGGUCCCGGAGCAGCUCUCAGCUCCGCUGUCCGGGUCCGUGUAUUGUGGUUUUCCAGGUGACAGAACAGGCUGGCUCCCUUCUUGCAGCAACGGAGGUGAAAGUCCGCUGGGGACAGACGGCCAAUCGAUAACUGGCUAGAUUCUCGCCACAGGAUGCGAACACACUUUUAAAUUUACAAUGGCGACGUACAACAGAGAUGCGGAAUAAUAAAUAAAGAGAGACUGGAAGAUGGUACUUGACAAAUUUCACGACAAAUGGCCAUCGCGAUCGGCUGCGGCAAAGAACGAAAACGCUGUGUUUGCUGUGAAACAAACGUGAAAAAAUAAUAACGUGGAAAAUACUGAGCCAUCUUCGGCAGGUGCACAGCGAAUUCAGUAAGCAGUUUUUUUUCUCAACAUUCAAGAAAGAAUUGGUGUAGCACAUGAAGAGACACCCAAUACCACUUGUCGUCGGGGAGACGCAAAUCGAAACACAGAGAGAUGACGCUUCUCGUCUGUGAGGACGUCUAUUACCGAAAACAAAAAGCAAAGAAAAAAACAAACAGAUAAUGAGUGUUGGUGAGGACGGACUGAAACCUCGUGCACCGCUGGGCUGGGCGGGGGCUGGCGGGGAGGGCAAACGGUACGUCCGCCGAAGGCAAGUCCUCGAAAAAUUACACGCAGACGUGUCACACGAUCCGACAAUUCCGCAUCUCAGCGUACGGCGGGGAAGCGAUGACGAGGUCUGAGUAACGGUCGGUACGCCCUCGGUCACGGUCACGGUCACGGUCACGGCAUCUCAGUGCACGCGGUCACGGUGGCCGCCUUCACGACAGCUCCAAACGGGACACGACGUGAGUGUCCAGGGCAGGGGGAUGGGUAGGCGGACGUGGUCUGCGCUUGCAGUUCCAUGGACACGAGGCUCCUUGAUGGCGUCAAUUCUAAGGGACGCACGGUAGAAGAGUGGGGUGCCCGAGGCCGAUGACAGGAGGGAGGGGGGCGAGCGUUCAACGGGGACCGAGUGUUCGUUUCCGAAGAUAAAAAAGCCCCGGAGCUGACAGCGGAGACGGCUGACGACAACGUGGAACCACUCACUGCCACCGAGCCGUGCGCUUAAAAACGGUUAAAAUGCUACGUUAUGUUAUGUGUAUUUUACAAUAAAAAAGAAAAUCUGAUGAAAUUAGUUGCCUGAAAUUGAAAUAAAAUGCGGAACGAAAAAAUUUUCAAUAGGUUUGAACCAGAUCAGAGAUGGUGAUUUUGGCUGCAAAAUGAGGUGGAUUCUUGCACAUGUGCAAUUUUUAAUGGACAGAUGGUGAAAGACAUUAUUAUUUCAGUUGUAAAAAAAAUGCAGACGAUUACGAAAGAGUAAAAAGGUAUUUUAUAAAAAGUAAAGAAUCUUCAAUUAAGCUACAGAAAAGAACUCAUCAAAAAUAAUUAUUUCAAAUUUUUAAAAAUAGCAAAUUUUAUCUGAAUCAUGGCCAUGAGACUCUGCCCAGUGAAUACUUUGGGUACAUUUAGCCUUAAAAGUCUUCCAAAAUUAUGAAGAAACAUUGGCUUCAGAAAAACAAACUGUGCCGUAGAUUUUUUUUUUUUUUGAAUCAUUUACAUCUGACAAGAAUUUUGGUGAGAUAUAUUAAAAAAUUAGUUUCACUCAUGCCAGAUGGUGUUCAGUCAACAAUCUGGAUUAAUCGAAAUUUCAAAACAAGAGACCGAGGGUUUCCUCAUGGCCUCGUCCCUCCGCAUGAUACGUACUGAAAAUAUCUGCUCGUUUGCAGAAGCAGACGGAAGCGGCAGGGUCGCAGCCGUCAAAACUGCUCGGCGGACACGCUCGAGCGCUGCGAGUCGCCAGUGUAUGGAAUGUCACAGGGAGCGCUGCGUGUGACGAUCUGCGUCUUCCUCCGUGUCCCUCCGUUGAGCCCGUUUUACUGAGAUUCGUGCCACUGGCAAUUCUGACUCGAGAUGUUCUCGAAAUGAAAGGAAAACUUACCAAAUGUUUAAUAAGCAACGAUAAAAUAUGGCGGCGGCAUUAUUUCUGCUUUCCUCAGGGACGUCACGGCACAUGUGAAUGAGACAAGUCUGAAGCUUCCCUGUCCCCUCGCGAAAAAGGCACACGAAUUUCCGCCGAAAUGGAAACUUCUCAAAAUAUAAUUGAAUAGCAAUGCUUUUCUACGUUUUCUCAUAUGAAUCGAUGUGCAGAAUAGUUUUAAUCGUGAUGCCAGCGUUAUGUAAAUUAUCUGCAAAAGUCAUAAGAAAAAUUCGAAGACUGUUUUGUUGCUAUCGAUAAACUCAGAGUUACUUUUCAGUUCAUCCAAUACCCUUUUCCAUCCCGUGUUCAUCACACUGAGUGGACUCAGGCGUCUGUGAACUGUCAAAACGUGGACAGACGCGGUUUUGAAACUGACAUGCUUUUGCUUCAAACGCUUCUAAAAAAGAUGGAUUUGUUCGGUCAGCGUGGAAGUGAUUAAAGGAAGAUGAUUUUCUGGUACCCGAACUGGUAAUUGGAAACCUUUUAAGUCUGCUUGGAACAGCUUGGCUAUGUGAUUCUGCUUUCUCAAGUGUAAAUAUAAAUACGCUCAAAUAUUUCCGGUGAAAAUUCACCGUCCAGAUUGAGGCGUGCUGUGAGCAUAGAACACGCCAGGCAGCUCAAAGACUCCACCACGACAAAACGGACGUACCCCAUUCAUAACGGUUUUUGUAUCACGUGUACAUGGGCAUCGUGACGUUUUAGAAACAUCAGGUUAAAUAAGACGUGAUAUUAAAUUUCACCCGUUUCCACCUUUUACAAUGUGGCGACGUGAAGGUUUUAGAUCGCGGCUGAGGCUCACGCUAUUAUUCUACUGGACGGCUCUGCUCUGGGGUCUGAGUGGAGCAGAGGCAGGAGGGUCGUUCCUGGGACAAACUCAACGCGGCGUCAGCGGCAGCGUGCGGACCAGACUCUCUCGUCCCCCAAACUGUGCUGCAGUGACAAGCAGGGGGAUGGGAAGGGGACGCGCAGGGGCACAGGAAGGGGAUGGAGCGUGGGGUGCAGCCUGAGCCCUAAUGGAACCAAUGGUGGGUGGGGUGGGAGCGGAGGGGGGCCCCGGGAAGACCGAGCCAGGAUGCAGGCGGGGCCUCCACGUGUCCCCAUCGUCCGUCCAGAGCUACAGGGUAAACGCCGGGGUUCGCCUGAGAAAACGACUCUCGGGAGCCAUCAGCGUGUUGGCACCAGAGGGGGUUCCUGCAGCAGAAGCAGGGCAGGCACGGCCGCCCCCUCCUUCCUCCUGCGUGGGGCGGGGCCGACACGGGCUCAGCUUCCUGCCCCCUCCUUCCACUUCCUCUACAGACCACGUCCCGUGGUCGCCAUCAAAGGGAUGGGUUCUGUCCUUCAUCCAGAGAGAUGUAAAGGCGUCCCGUCCCCGGCUGCCACCGCAGGCUGGAUUAUAGGCUCAGGUCAGAACGGGCGCCCGCAACCAAAUUGUCCUCUUAGGCCCAGCUCUAAGGGCACCUCCCCUCUCCCCGGGCGGGGUCCCGACGCGGUGCGAUGCUCGGGCAAGGACUCGUUCCUCCCACAGGCUGGACUGGUCCCGGAUGCCCCACUCAGUGGCCGUGGCCCUGUUGUCCGCCCGCCCACCGAGGCCCACCCCUGCCUGGCUGACCCGGGUCCCAGAUGUGGCCACGGCCAGCUCCCCACGCCCAUGCUUGGCCUUUUGGAGUCUGACUGCCCACAUGAACUGCCAGUCCCUUUGGACCCUCCGUCCCGUCUACGGAUCCGAGCGUCACGUGGUCUUGGCCUCGGUGCCGCCUGCACUGUGGUCACUCCCCCGGCUGUCUGGUCCUCUCGGGAGCCGGCAGACCGCGCCCACCGCCAGCCACCCAUUCUCGGCUCCUCUGCGGCGAUCGUCCGGUUAUUCGGUCUCCUCUGCCCGCAAGCGUUUUUCCCCGAGGGACCCAGUGGAACCGAGAGGUCAGUGUGCUUCUUUCCGGCUUUUAUGUCGACUGACACCAUUUCAGUUCGGUGGUCGUCUCCCGCAUGCCCCGCCCCCAGCUCUCUCUUCCGCCCUCUGCCCGAGACCAGCUUCCCCGGACGCCUCCCCCCGGAGUCCCGUGAGUGCACGGGUGUCUGCUCAUUUGAUUCACCUGACGCGGCCCAAGCGCCCACGACAGGGCCUGGCACACAGUAGGAGCUCAAUACAUGAUCACCGAACACAUCCAGAAGAAGCCGUGGCUCGGAGCCCUCGGAGGGGCUGAUGCAUGAUGGCUGUGACGAGCGCCACGCCACGUAACGCGCACCGGUGACAUGGAUGGCAGCGUGGAGAGUCUGCCCCCUCCAUACAGGAGCCUGGACACCCCGUGACACAUCGGCAGC